GCAAUAAAUGGCACGGAAGCAACGGGCACACAUUACUAUAUAACUUGACUCAUCCCAUAAGUUCAAUAAGCGCAUAAACAGUAAACAAUUCGAACACCCAAAAACUCCAAAAGAAAACAAAAGAUGGCUUCAACUCCAACAUUCCUCAUGAAAACAAUCUUCCUCGUAUUCAUCUUUGUCUCCUUUACAAUUUCUCCGGCAACUUCAACGGCACCUGAAGACUGUGCAAGCGAGUCAGCUAACCCGUGCGUCGACAAGGCUAAAGCUUUACCUCUCAAAAUUAUAGCAAUUGCCGCAAUCUUAGUAGCAAGCAUGAUUGGUGUUGGAGCUCCUCUCUUUAGCCGGAACGUGCCCUUCCUUCAACCUGAUGGGAACAUUUUCACUAUAGUUAAGUGUUUCGCUUCAGGGAUUAUCCUUGGAACUGGUUUUAUGCACGUUUUGCCUGAUUCUUUCGAGAUGUUAUCAUCACAAUGUCUUAAAGAGAACCCGUGGCACAAAUUUCCAUUCUCUGGGUUUCUCGCUAUGCUGUCCGGUCUAAUCACUUUAGUCAUUGAUUCCAUGGCGACGAGCAUCUAUACUAGAAAGAACGCAGUUGGGAUCAUACCGCAUGGGCAUGGUCACGGCCCUGGAAAUGAUGUUACGUUACCAACAAAAGAUGGGGAUUCUGCGGAUGCACAACUCUUGAGAUAUCGAGUCAUUGCUAUGGUCUUGGAACUUGGAAUCAUAGUUCACUCUGUGGUCAUUGGACUAUCUCUAGGAGCAACAAGUGACACUUGCACCAUUAAAGGACUCAUUGCAGCCCUUUGCUUCCAUCAAAUGUUCGAAGGCAUGGGUCUUGGUGGUUGCAUUCUCCAGGCUGAGUAUACGAACUUGAAUAAGUUUCUUAUGGCGUUCUUUUUUGCAAUAACAACGCCAUUCGGAAUAGCCUUAGGGAUAGCUCUUUCGACAAUUUACAGAGACAAUAGCCCUAGUGCGUUGAUCACUGUAGGAUUGCUCAAUGCAUGCUCCGCUGGAUUGCUUAUCUACAUGGCGCUUGUAGACCUUCUAGCGGCCGAGUUCAUGGGACCAAAGCUUCAAGGUAGCAUCAAAAUGCAGAUCAAGUGUUUCAUUGCGGCUCUUCUAGGGUGUGGUGGCAUGUCGAUCAUCGCCAAAUGGGCUUAACUAAUUUCCCGAAUAGUACUCCGGAACUGAAGUCAUGUGUGGAUUUUGUUGUCGAACAAUUACAAGAUACUUACGUGGUAUCUUAAUGUUUUUUCAUAUGCAUGUAACUGUGAUUGGAACCACGACCCCGAGUAUUUCCUUCUGUUUAGGGGAAGUAGUUCUUGUUGUAUAAUGUUUUCGCAUCUCAUUUAAACAAAUAAAAAUCUUUUUCAAGAAAAGCAAAUUAUAGAAAAUAGAAUGAUCUGUUACGUAAUCUAAAUUCGUCAAGCGGAAUGCCAAUCAUUUGAACAUUAAUGGUGACAUUAUAGUCUAUAUAUAAGUAGGCCGGUACACUGUACACAUGUCCAUUGUUAAUAACAUGCACACCAUACUGCUUCAGUUCUGAAAUUUACUUUUCUUAUCUGAAGCGUUUCCUUUAGUGUGAUACUCACAGUUCUACCGGUUGACUUUAACCAAUACAUUAGAUUUGUUUGGUAUUUCUAAAUAUCUACACAUUUUAGUGACUACCCAAAUGAUGGUGAUCCAAUAAAGUGGUAAUAUCUAGAAAUGUAUUACAAAAUGACAAAAGAAAGAGUUGGGUUCUCUCAACACAGCACCCAUUACAGCAUAAUACUUGAAAAGGAAGUUAGUUCCUUACCUUAUUUAUUAAGUCUAUUGGUAUCCACUACGUUGAAAACCCAUUUUCAGACCACAGAAAGGGAAUGAGCUAGAUCGAACCCCGGUGAGGGAAAGACAACCAAUAUAUCCCGCAAGGCCGCAAGUCCUAGUCCAGAAAAUUUCUGACUAUAUUUUUGUGAUCUAAAAAGUGUCAAUAUUUUCUUUAUUAGCCAGUCAAUAAUCUAUAUCGCAUAAUUGUUACAAGUUAAAAAAGGCAAGGCAAAAUUAGAAUGUCUUAAACAAAAGAAUCGGUUGCAGACCAAUUGGUUAUUGCAUAUUGCAUUAACCAUUAACAUUUGUACGGCAUAUCACAUAUACCCUAGGGCUGGGCUAAUAAACCGAACCCGAAAAUCCGAAUCGAAUCCGACUCGAUAAAAAUGAAUCCGAACCGAUCCGAACCCGACAUAAAAACCGAAUGGAUCUUGUUUUAUGGUAUUUCGGGUUAUGAGUAUUAUCCGAACCGAACCCGAACCUAAAUGGAUACCCGAUAGAACCUGAAACAUUCAAAAUUUCCAAAAAAAACUUGUACCAAACAUGAUCUCAUUUCCUAAUAUGUAUUCAAAAUAUAUUGAACAUCUAAAAUAAUUAUCUAUUAUAUGAAGAUCGGUGGUU
This is a messenger RNA of Brassica napus (rape), 2430 nucleotides long. RefSeq names its product fe(2+) transport protein 1-like. Gene Ontology annotation, molecular function: zinc ion transmembrane transporter activity. The coding region runs from base 124 to 1161 and encodes 345 amino acids. The record is from RefSeq and is a predicted model, not a curated record. NCBI's taxonomy places the organism in Eukaryota, Viridiplantae, Streptophyta, Magnoliopsida, Brassicales, Brassicaceae. Gene Ontology annotation, biological process: zinc ion transmembrane transport. The transcript is spliced from 3 exons. Gene Ontology annotation, cellular component: plasma membrane.